This is a messenger RNA of Paramuricea clavata, 1631 nucleotides long. Lineage: Eukaryota; Metazoa; Cnidaria; Anthozoa; Malacalcyonacea; Plexauridae. The record is from the annotation of a GenBank genome assembly.
AUGAAACCAACAGACUUCUCUUCAAACAGUACUGGUCGGAGUACUGAUUUCGUACGCGGUUUUCUGCUAAACAUUUAUUUAUGACUUAUUUAGCAUAAUAAAUAAUUUCGCAACAUUUUAUAGGAACGAAAACUAUACGACAGUGUCAAAAAUCUAGCCAAGACCCAAAUCUCAGAAAUACCUUUCCAGACUUGGAUUACGCCUUCCUUGGUUAUAAUAUUAUCAAAGGCUAUCCCAAUUCUAAUGGUCAUGAUCCUGGUUUCACUCAUCAAAUCUUCUCUGCUGAUUACAGUGACAAUCGACAGACGGGUGAUUGUCGCUACAGUGUUCCAAAGGGUUUGCUAGUUAUCCCGGAUGUAUCGUGUGUUACAUCGUUUACUUCAACGGUCAUACAAAAUACGUUUGAGUUGCACAAGUCUCUUUCUGUGUCAGUCUCAGCUAGUGGCGGAUUUGGCGCUUUUAGUUUCUCUGCUAGUUCGAGUUACAAGCAAACUUCAUCUGAAGUCUCAUCGGGUGAAAAAGUGUAUAUUACAUCUUCAGCAAAAUGUUCUUACUAUUUCAGUAAAAUUGAUUUAACCCAACCUCCACCAUUACAUCUGGGUUUUUAUCGCUGGGCGAAAACACUAGAAAGAAACCAUUCAAAAGCUAACUUACUAAAAUUUGUAAAGUAUUAUGGGACACAUUUCCCAACAAGUGUGGUGUUUGGAGCCAGGUUUAUGAAACAACACAGUAUGAGUUCGCAAUCUUACAAAACAGCAUCUUCGAGAGAUAUCAGUGUUUCAGCGCAAGCGAGCUACUCCGGCCUGGUCAGCGUCAGUGGAGGAUUUAGUUUGGACAAAAGUGAAAGACAGGCAGCUUCACAAUUUUCCAAAGAAGUUGAAACAACGACAAUAACUGUUGGGGCAGCUCCGCCAAGCAAUGGAGAAGCCGCAUACUGGGCAUCGACAGUCAAAGAAAACCCCGUUCCAACAUCUUAUAAAAUUGAACCAAUCUUCAAUUUAUUUACUAAUGUGUUUAUGGAAGGCACAGGUAUAAAUUAUAAUUUAUUAAGAAAGAAAUUAGUUGGGAUUGAGAAGUUGUAUUGUCAACAACUAUUACAUGCCGGAACUGUUAAUUCUUGUGAGGAAUCAGUGUCCGUUGGUAUCACAAUUAACAAUUUUUACCUUCUGAAUUCUAUCUCGACGUUUGCGGCCGCUACGGAGACAUCUUGUAUUUCCAGAUGUUUUGAAAAUCGUCAUUGUUUAUCUAUAGCUUAUAUAUCAAACUCCAACAAGUGCCAUUUCUACGGUGACGCAAACAAAAAGCAUGAAAUCUCGAAAGAAGCGAAUGCCAAGGCAAAGAUUAUAAUAUUUCCUACAAAGAUUAACGAUCAGAAAACAGAUUUUGUUGUGGAACAUCUUCGUGUUUCAACCAAAGCCCGCCCAACAAGUAACAAAACGGUUGAUGCGCAAUCAUGCAAGAAAGCUUGUCUACAAGAUACUUCUUGCGAUGUUUUUAAUUUCUGCAGCGACCAGACGUCCUGCAAGGGCGAAGUGAACAAUUGUAAAUUGUAUUCAUCGAAAGCAUCGGUAAAAUUUGAAAAGGCUGAACAGAAAUUUAAAAUGCUCACUUAUUUUAUUUCCCGACUUUAA